UGUCCCAGUCUCCGGAAGGCUCCGCCGGGGUUGCGGGCGGUGUCCUGGAUCGGCGUCCUGGGCGGGCACAGACACGGUCCCCCGAACGCGGGAGGAAAGGGGAGGCUCUCAGUCCUCCACUGAGGUUGGGAGAGGCGAGGAGAAGGAGGCGGGGAAAGAGCCGGGGGUAUUUGGGGAUAGUGCUUCAGGAUUUCGACAGCCGCCUGCAGAUGCUUGACGUCACUGGUGACUGGAAGUUGCUGCUUCAGGGCAUGGUUAGAAGGUCCCGCCGACUCUUCUCAGAGCUUGUAUCCAUGAGUGUUAAUUCUGACUUUGAACACAGACGUCCUGAGACUGGAACCCUUGGUCACCUGAACUGCUGUUGAGCGGAGUGAGUAAAUUUGUGUGGCAGGAAAGAAAGGCAGAAACUCUCCAGAUGACUUCCAAUGAUGAUCAGAUUUGUAUCCCAAUGUCACAAAGAAAUACCAAUGGCCUGCCUGGGAUGACCUCCAGUGACCUGAAGACAUUUACUGAGGGGGCUGUGUUGAGUUUUCAUAACAUCUGCUAUCGAGUAAAAGUGAAGAGUGGCUUUCUCUUUGGUCGGAAAACAGUUGAGAAAGAAAUACUAUCCAAUAUCAAUGGGAUCAUGAAACCUGGUCUUAAUGCCAUUCUGGGACCCACGGGUGGAGGCAAAUCUUCAUUGCUAGAUGUUUUAGCUGCAAGGAAAGAUCCACAUGGAUUAUCUGGAGAUGUUUUGAUAAAUGGAGCUCCUCAACCUGCCAAUUUCAAAUGUAAUUCAGGUUAUGUGGUACAAGAUGAUAUUGUGAUGGGCACCCUGACAGUGAGAGAAAACUUGCAAUUCUCAGCGGCUCUUCGGCUUCCAACAACUACGACAAAUCAUGAGAAAAAUGAGAGGAUCAACAAGGUCAUUGAAGAGUUAGGUCUGAGUAAAGUGGCAGAUUCCAAGGUUGGAACUCAAUUUAUCCGUGGAGUCUCCGGAGGAGAAAGAAAAAGGACCAGUAUAGCAAUGGAGCUGAUUACUGAUCCUUCCAUCUUGUUUCUGGAUGAGCCCACAACUGGUUUAGACUCGAGCACAGCAAAUGCUGUCCUUUUGCUCCUAAAAAGGAUGUCUAAGCGUGGACGAACAAUCAUCUUCUCCAUUCAUCAGCCUCGCUACACCAUCUUCAAGCUGUUUGACAGCCUCACCUUAUUGGCCUCAGGAAAACUCAUGUACCAUGGUCCUGCACAGGAGGCUUUGGGGUACUUCGAAUCAGCAGGUUACCGUUGUGAGCCCUAUAACAACCCUGCAGAUUUCUUUCUGGAUGUCAUUAAUGGAGACUCUUCUGCUGUGGUAUUAAACAGAGAGGUAGAAGACUCUGAAGCAAACAACUCGGAAGAGACUUCCCAGAAAGAAAAGCCAAUCAUAGAAAAAUUAGCUGAGUUCUACACCAAUUCCUCCUUCUGCAAAGACACAAAAACUGAGUUAGAUCACCUCUCAAGUAAUCAAAAGAAGAAGAGGAGCUUAGCCUUUAAGGAUAUCACCUAUGUCACCUCCUUCUGUCAUCAGCUCAGAUGGAUUACCAAGCGUUCGUUCAAAAAUUUACUGGGUAAUCCCCAGGCCUCUGUAGCUCAGGUUGCUGUCACAAUCGUAUUGGCACUGGUUAUAGGUGCAAUUUACUUUGGGCUAAGCAAUGAUUAUAGUGGAAUUCAGAAUAGAGCAGGGGUGCUCUUCUUCCUGACGACCAACCAGUGUUUCAGCAGCGUGUCGGCCGUGGAGCUCUUUGUGGUGGAGAAGAAGCUCUUUAUACACGAGUACAUCAGUGGAUACUACAGAGUGUCAUCUUACUUCUUUGGAAAAUUGCUUUCUGAUUUAUUACCCAUGAGGCUUUUGCCAAGUGUCAUAUUUACUUGUAUACUGUACUUCAUGAUAGGAUUGAAACCACAGGCAGACGCUUUCUUCAUCAUGAUGUUAACCCUUAUGAUGGUGGCUUAUUCGGCCAGUUCUAUGGGUCUUGCCAUCGCAGCCGGUCAGAGCGUGGCAUCUGUGGCUACGCUUCUCAUGACCAUAUGCUUUGUGUUUAUGAUGCUUUUUUCAGGUCUUUUGGUAAAUCUCAAAACCAUUGCACCUUGGCUUUCAUGGCUCCAGUACUUCAGCAUUCCUAGAUAUGGCUAUACGGCUUUGCAGUAUAAUGAAUUUUUGGGACAAAACUUCUGUCCAGAUUUAAAUAAAACAGAAAUCAGUACCCGUCCUACUGAGAAUUUAAUGUGUACUGGUGAAGAAUACUUGACAAAUCAGGGCAUUGAUCUCUCGCCUUGGGGCUUGUGGCAGAACCAUGUGGCUUUGGCUUGUAUGACGAUUAUCUUCCUCAUGAUUGCCUACCUAAAAUUGUUACUUCUUAAAAAAUAUUCUUAAAUUCCCAUUUACUUUACUGUGAAUUACUCUACUCUCGCAUUAAAAAGGAACACCUUAAGUAUACAAUGAA
Messenger RNA from Ictidomys tridecemlineatus (thirteen-lined ground squirrel), 2462 nucleotides. RefSeq names its product broad substrate specificity ATP-binding cassette transporter ABCG2. Gene Ontology annotation, biological process: transmembrane transport. Gene Ontology annotation, cellular component: plasma membrane. NCBI's taxonomy places the organism in Eukaryota, Metazoa, Chordata, Mammalia, Rodentia, Sciuridae. The record is from RefSeq and is a predicted model, not a curated record. Gene Ontology annotation, molecular function: ABC-type transporter activity; efflux transmembrane transporter activity; ATP binding.